Trypanosoma theileri is the source of this 597-nucleotide messenger RNA. RefSeq lists its product as uncharacterized. The coding region runs from base 1 to 597 and encodes 198 amino acids. The transcript has a single exon. Lineage: Eukaryota; Euglenozoa; Kinetoplastea; Trypanosomatida; Trypanosomatidae. The record is from RefSeq and is a predicted model, not a curated record.
AUGGGACAGAAACCAUCGUUGAAUGAAACUUUGCAUCAAUGUGUGUAUGGACGUGAUAAGGAGGGUGUUGCACAAAUUUUCCGAGAUCAUGCAUCCGAUAUAAACUCCUCUGUUCUUGAUGACAAGAUUUACUAUCAACUUAUCCUUCAGCAAUGGGACUCGGAUACUUUGUGUAGAUUUGCUAAACUUGCUAAUGAUGAUCAAUUGGCUAUACUUAUCGCAGGAGCCGUUUUACACAGUCAUGUGGUGCCGUUAGCACCUCUUUUUGAGUUAAUGCGAGAUCGUGAACGCACGAUAGAGCAACAUCAAUUAAAACAUUUGUUUCUUGCGGUGUGUGAACGGGAGAAUAUGGAUGCCGUUCGUGUUUUUAUCGAUAAUAAAUGUUAUGAUCCCUCUGAUGCUCGUCCUAUUCGUGCGGUUGUACGUGCACAGCUGAAUAAAUCUAGGGUGAAUGAAGAGUUGCUAGAGAUGAUAUUGUCGGCUCACCCUCAACAAAUAGAUAAUGUUCAGAGUAUCCGUACAAAAUACCUUUCUGAUGCUAAAAAUGAUGAGGUUCGUAAAGUUAUUGAUAAUCAUUUGUUUAAGUACGUACCAUAA